This is a messenger RNA of Sphaeramia orbicularis (orbiculate cardinalfish), 9884 nucleotides long. RefSeq names its product sodium/calcium exchanger 2-like. Gene Ontology annotation, biological process: cell communication; calcium ion import across plasma membrane; sodium ion transmembrane transport. Gene Ontology annotation, cellular component: sarcolemma; postsynapse; axon. The record is from RefSeq and is a predicted model, not a curated record. Gene Ontology annotation, molecular function: calcium:sodium antiporter activity. NCBI's taxonomy places the organism in Eukaryota, Metazoa, Chordata, Actinopteri, Kurtiformes, Apogonidae. The transcript is spliced from 17 exons. Bases 694 to 3666 code for a protein of 990 amino acids.
GCACUUUAACCGAAACGUGCCUGCGAUAGGGAUGAGAGCCUCUGUCUCCGGAGAAAGAGGCCGUAUAGAUUGGAUUAUUGAUCGGCGUGCACGAAUGAAAGAAAAAGAAACAACUGUGUGAGAGAGAAAAGAGUUGGGCUGAAGACAAAUGAUGGCAGACACUGUGAAAAAAAGUGGAAAGCGGGUCAGAAAACACCCAGAGCUGAAGCAGACGGUUGGUUGGAGCUGCUAGAUGAAAGAACGCCACGCGAGAAGAAAGACAGAGGAGAGGCAGAGAUCGAUGAAGAUCUGCUGAAGAUGCUUUCACGCUGUUAUUGUGCAGUCAGGUCACAGGCUUGAUGAAAACGCCGCCACAGCCUUCAGAUUUCAGACUUUAAUAGUAGACGGUGUUAGAAAGAGGUCACGGUUACACAUGAAUGUCAAAGUUGGCAGCAGGCGAACAAGCUUCAACUUGUCUAAAGGUCAGCUGAUCUCCCAUAAGCCCAUGCAUGUGGUUUGGAUCGUGGCUGAGUAGCAGAUCUAUGCGGAUCAAGAGUUGAAGGAGGAUCACCUGAGACUAGUGGUGAUCUAGUCGGACCACCCUCGGCUCCACCCAGCGCCUCCCCCUCCCACCUCCCUCUUCCUCCUCCUCGUUCUACUCCUUAUCCUUGGCCUCUUCUGUUGCUCCUGUUGUGGGGGGGUCAACACUCCGCCAUGUCUGUCCUCAGCGUCCCCGCCCCCUUCUGCCUCCUCCUCUUCCUCUUCCUCCUCCCAUUGCCACCGUGCCAACCAGAGUCCCAGCGCGGUGACCUCGGCAGUGACCCCGACACGUGGACGGGCCUGCCCUCGGCGUUCCCAUCCUCCACCUCAACGACAGCGGCGUACGGAAACGGCACCGAUAAAGGGAGGAAGGACAAGUGUGAAGAGGAGACGGUGUGUUCGAAGGGCAUCCUGCUGCCGGUGUGGAAGCCGCAGCAGCCCGGCCUGGGAAUGCAGGUGGCCCGGGCCGUCGUCUACUUCGUGUCACUCAUGUACAUGUUCCUGGGCGUGUCCAUUAUCGCAGACCGCUUCAUGGCGUCCAUAGAGGUCAUCACAUCACAGGAGAAGGAGGUGACCAUCACAAUGCCCAACGGGGAAACAUCAGUGGCAACGGUUCGGAUCUGGAACGAAACGGUGUCCAACCUGACGCUCAUGGCCCUGGGCUCCAGCGCUCCAGAGAUCCUACUGUCGGUCAUAGAGGUGUGUGGUCAUGGUUUCAAGGCCGGAGAGUUGGGCCCGGGGACCAUCGUUGGCAGCGCUGCCUUCAACAUGUUCGUGAUCAUCGGCAUCUGUGUAUGGACGAUCCCGAACGGCGAAACCCGCAAGAUUAAACACCUGCGCGUGUUCUUCAUCACCGCCUUCUGGAGCAUCUUCGCCUACAUCUGGCUCUACCUCAUCCUGUCUGUCAUGACGCCCGGAGUCGUGGAGGUGUGGGAGGCCCUGGUCACCCUGCUCUACUUCCCCGUGUGCGUCAUCCUGGCCUGGAUCGCCGACCGCCGCCUGCUCUUCUACAAGUACAUGGGCAAGCGUUACCGUGCCGACAAGCGCCACGGCAUCGUCGUGGAAACCGAGGGAGAUCUGACGCCCAACAAAGGCGGCAUGGAGAUGAUUGUGGAUGGGAAGUUUCCACCACGAGGAGGCGCUGUGGUCCCCGCUGAAAACUGUGGAGUUGGAACUCAGGACGGCAUGGCGGGGGCUGCGGCCAAUAACAUCGGUGCAGCGGGGGGAUCCAUGGCAACAGGCGGCGGUAACCUGCCCAACUCCAACAGCACCAUGGUCAAUGUGGAGAACAGACAGGAACUGGACGAGAGCCGCAAGGAGGUGAUUCGGAUCCUGAAGGAGCUGAAGCAGAAAUAUCCAGACAAAGAGCUGGACCAGCUGGUGGAGUUGGCCAACUACUACGCCCUGCUGCACCAACAGAAGAGCAGAGCCUUUUACCGCAUACAGGCGACUCGUAUGAUGAUCGGAGCCGGUAACGUCCUGAAGAAGCACGCCGCUGACCACGCCCGCCGCACCGUCAUAACCGAUGAGGAAACGCCGGAGGAGGACGACUUCGACAUAUGCAGCCGCAUCUCGUUUGAGAGCGCCCACAGUCAGUGUAUGGAGAACUGUGGCAUCCUGACGCUGGCCGUCAUCUGCCAAGGCGGUCUGGGAGAGAACACGUUCUAUGUGGACUACAGGACUGAGGACGGGUCAGCCAACGCCGGGUCAGACUACGAGUACAGCGAAGGAACACUGGUGUUCAAACCUGGAGAAACUCGCAAAGAGAUUAAGGUUGGAAUAAUCGAUGACGACAUAUUCGAAGAGGACGAACACUUCUUCGUUCGUCUGCUGAACCUUCGUGUCGGCGACGCUGAGGGGAUGUUUGAGAGCGAUGAGGUCGGCGCCACCCCUAAGGCCCGUCUGGUUGAGCCCUUGGUUGCCACGGUGACGAUCCUGGACGAUGACCACGCCGGAAUCUUUACGUUCAGCGAGCGCAUGGUGAGGGUGAGCGAGAGCGUCGGCACGAUGGAGGUCACGGUGGUUCGCAAUUCGGGCGCUCGUGGCACCGUCAUCCUGCCAUACCACACCGAGUCGGGCAGCGCUAAAGUCGGGGAGGACUUCGAGGAAGCCCGAGGGGAACUGGAGUUCACCAACGAUCAGACCACUCAGACUCUCCAGGUGAGGAUAAUCGAUGAUGAAGAAUAUGAAAAACAUGAAAACUUCUUCAUUGUAUUGGAGGAACCACGCUGGUUAAAGAGAGGGAUCUCAGCUCUGCUUCUCAACCAAGAUGGCAGCGAGGGCCAGAUGAGCGCCGAGGAGGAGGAGGCUCGGAGGAUAGCUGAGAUGGGGAAGCCCAUCCUGGGAGAACACAGCCGCCUGGAGGUCGUCAUCGAGGAGUCGUAUGAGUUCAAGAGCACGGUCGACAAGCUCAUUAAGAAGACCAACCUGGCGCUGGUGAUCGGAACGCACUCCUGGAGGGAACAGUUUGUGGAGGCCGUCACUGUCAGCGCAGGUGACGGUGAUGAGGAUGAAGAGGGCCGUGAGGAACGCCUCCCGUCCUGUUACGACUACGUCAUGCACUUCCUCACCGUAUUCUGGAAGGUUCUGUUCGCCUGCGUCCCGCCCACAGAGUACUGGAACGGCUGGGCCUGCUUCUUCGUCUCCAUCAGCGUCAUCGGCCUCCUCACCGCCAUCAUAGGAGAUCUGGCGUCGCACUUCGGCUGCACCGUGGGCCUUCGGGACACUGUGACCGCCGUGGUGUUCGUGGCUCUGGGAACCUCUAUUCCAGACACCUUCGCUAGUAAAGUUGCCGCCAUUCAGGACCAGCACGCCGAUGCAUCUGUUGGAAAUGUCACUGGUAGCAACGCCGUCAACGUGUUCCUGGGCAUCGGCGUGGCGUGGUCAGUGGCCGCCAUCUACUGGAAAAUCAAGGGUGAAGUGUUCAGAGUGAAUCCCGGCUCGCUGGCCUUCUCUGUCACUCUUUUCACCAUCUUUGCGUUCGUGUGCAUGGCCGUGCUGCUGUUCCGACGCCGGCCUUCCAUCGGCGGAGAGCUGGGCGGGCCCAGGAUGUCCCGCCUCCUCACCACCCUGCUGUUCCUGGGCCUGUGGUUCCUCUACAUCCUCUUCUCCAGCUUGGAGGCCUACUGCCACAUCGAUGGCUUUUAAAGAGGAGACAGGAUCAGGUUCUGGAAGAAUAUUGCACAGCAACACACACAUUUACUUUGACACUCAGUCCAUUUACAAGUUCAUCUGUUUACCGGGUUGGCUGCAGCCUGAAGGUGUCCCAGUCUAACGCGGCGAUGCUCAGAUACUCCAGAUACAUGUUGACGCACACACACACACACACUGUAAAUACGCAUGUGUAAACUGAUCAUAGCAAGCACACACAGUUUAAGACAUGAGAAAGGCCAAAGGAAGUGUUUGUGAGGGAUGAGGAUGGUGAAGUGUUCAGUGUUUGAGCACACAGAGAAAAUGGAAGAGCGAAUGAUGAGAGGGUGACAGAGCAAGUGAGAGUCGGCCUCUGGAAGCUGGUCCAGGGGUUUUAGUCAGACAGGUGUUUUGUUGGCGUUGAUAGAGGAGUUGUCCUGUAACGGAAAAGGGCAUUAAGACGCAGGAAGCCGUGUUACUGAUGGAACCGACACAUUCGUUUCCUGCAACACAAACCCGUCUCUGUCGGUCCCUCCAACUGCGACAAAAGGAGUGGAAUGUUUACAAUAACAAUAACAUGUUUGUUUACCACGGGGCUACGACGAUGCACAGUCAGGAUGGAGGUUCUCCACACGCGCUGUAAAUACUAAAUACCAGUGUACAUAGAGUGUUUUCAGUCGGUCUGAAUAUCAUCUGAAAUCGCAGCGCCUAGUGCACAAAAACACAGUCAGGUUUCUACUUCCUCUGUCAUCAAUGAAGUUUUUAUGGAAGUACGGACAAAACAUGAUCCCACAGUAGCACUGAUUGGACAACGAGCUAAACGUUUAGAUAUUGAAACAAAGAAAUAAAAAGUGGAACCCUGUGUUCAGACCAAACGCAAACGUUUACUUCACAUGACUCACAUGAAAAUGCUGUGAAGUAAAAAUUUAACUGCUGUACUUUGAGUUUGAACUUUUUCCUCUUCAUUCCUUACAUUUUAAUACAACUAUUAUAUCUGUAAUUUCUGUUCAUCUCAUUAUUGCUCAUAUGAAUUGCUGCUACCUAGCAUUAGCUUGCUUAUUAUCUCAUAUGAAGCAGAAACCUCUAGAGAUGUAAAGUGAUGCCAACAGUGAAGUGCAGUAGUUUUUUCCUGACAGAUUUUACAGAAGACUGUCAGGAUUCUGUAGUGAAGUUGUAUCCACUUAGUCUGUUAUUGGCUAACUUGGUACUGCACUGUGUGGUCUGGUGCAAUCAAAUGCAACUGUAUGUGUUAUUAUUACUCACAUAGGAAAAGUGUAAAAUUAACUUGACAGUAUUAUCAAUGUUUGUCGGUGUUUUUACUCUGCGUUAGCUUGGCGACUUUCAGGCACUUUCCACCAACCAGUUCCAUGUAACAAAUGAAGAAGAUAAUGAUCAUAAUGCAUUGUAGGAUGUAAUAAAUCACAUAGGUAGUUAAAGUGGUGAACUCAUACAUGUGGGUACUUUUUGCAUGCUGUGAAUUUUCAGGUUUAUCCUUCACAAUAUCACUCCCAAAAAGUCACAUUUGGAUACGUAGGAUGUAUGUCAGAUAUUCUGAAACACAGUUAGACAGUGGCAUUGCAACAGCAAAAAGUUAAUUCACUGUUGUUUUCCUGUUGGGAAACUGGUUUCUGUAUUUUACCCCUAAUAAAACACACAGCACUUAGCUUUAGUAUUAGCAUUAGCACUUAGCACAUUAGGAGCAGUGAGCUGCCAUUGAAGACACUCAGACUCCAGAUCUUCAUCAGUACUUUGGGUUAGUUUAGGUAUAAAAACUACUUAGACAGUGUUAGGGGAAAAGGGUUGGGGUUAAUGUAAAGAAAUAAGGGUUGGGUUAGAGCUAAAAUAAGAAACAAAGAAGGAAAACACAAAGGUUAACAGAAGAAACAGGACACAAACCAUGGCCUUCUGUGUGCAAGUCCACAAACUAUUGGUAUAACCAUCCAAAUCAUAUCCUUCUUACAGUUUUUCCCUCCUCGAUGAUGUCAAGUGGCCCAUGUUGUCAAGUUCUGUUGCUGAAGGUUAUAACUUUUACCCUGCACAUCACGAUUCGACACUAUAAUGGCACCAUGAAUGUUAAAAAUGGACGCCAAGGGGGACUUGGGAAUGAGAAUGGGCUCUUUUAUCACCUACUACUUAGUACCUACUAUUUGUACCGUGUCAAACUUUCUUUGCUUUUGGUCUGAACACAGUCUCCAAAGAGCCAUACACCCCGUAGAUUUGCCUCUGGUUUCCAGGGCAACCACAGUCUUGCUGACAGAGGUCUGUAUGUCGUGAAUAUUUUUCGCAUGUAUAGCCAGUGAGUCACAUAUAUGCUACUGGAAUGAGUCCUACUGUAAAUGACAUGCCUGCAUUUGUGUGUCCGCUCAGUGAACAGCUGGUUUUUAAUGUGAAUUCUUCCUAUAUAAAUCUCUGUAUGUAGGUAGACAGGAAACAGGAUGCAGACGGUGGGUCUGGUUUGACAGUUUGAGAGGAACAAAAAGGACAUUUUCCUCGUCUAAAGGACCAAAAUGUGUCCACGCAUGGAGGCUGUCAGUCAGUCACUCGUCACGGCGUCGCUGUCUUUGGUAGUGGCAGACCGGUCCAUUACUGUGGCGUGUUUCCUGACAGACUAAUCCUUUCUCUUCAGUGACAGCAGCACAGACAAACAUGCAUGGGCAGACGAACAAGAAGUGACAGUGUUAGUUCAUGGAGAUGUUUGCCUCAAACAAAAACAGGCCCCCCAUUGUCAACGUCCGUCGUACUGAUCUUAAUCUGCGCAUUCGUCACGGUACAAGAUGCUUCGAGAUAACACCUGUACGAUGCCUUAAACACUCAAGCAAACCCUAGUAUUCAAGCUUUCAGCUGAACAACUUAGAUAAACUACUCGGUUGUUUUUCUUUCUUUGACUAAUUAGUGUUGUCUGUUAGUGUGAAGGGUGAAAACUAUGAACUAAAUGGAGAUCAGUGGAUUAAUGACAACAUUAACUUUCUUGUCCUGUGGGAAGAGAUUGUUUUGAUUUCUCCCUUCUCGUUCAUUCAUUUCUGUUCAGAGUCCAAUUAGAGAACUGUCAUCCAAUGUUCCCUAAGCUUUAUUUACAGUCUGCGGGUCGUCAACAGACUGCGCUUCGCUCUGUUGUAAACAUUAUUUAGCUUUUUGCACAGAAUAUGUGCAGCAGAGUCAUUCUGACACUGCAGGCUAGAAAUACAGGAUAUUAUAGGAUGUCUCUGAAUGAAAAAAUGCAUUUGAAGGCAUGUAUGCGGCGCUCAGUAUUGCACUACAAAGUCUGAAACAAAUGUGCAAAAUCUACUGGAACAAACAGCUGCUAAACAGACAACAUUUCAUUGAGAAAAAAAUGCAAAAAAACCAACAUCAAGGCAGCAACUAUUGUUAAAGUAAUAUUCACUGCCUAAUAUCAACCACAUCCAAUAACAUUUCCUCUGGAAAAGGCCAAGUCAAAGUCACCCACAAAUGAUAAGUGCUAUACAAGUUAUUACACACAACACUAUCAGAAGGUUUCAAUUAGUUUACCCUUUACUGAAUAUACUUUUUAAACUUUCUAAAACAAAUUUUGUAUCUUUUCCUUGCAGAUAUAGCUGAGGUAAAUUCUUUUGUACAUCUAAACAAUGUUUAGAGUAGAAUCAGUAUAUACAGUUUAGUGUAGAUAACAACAUUACUCAGUUUAGUGGAUUAGAUUUUGAUAUAUUUCCCAACAAGGAAGCUCCCUUUGAAACGUUCCAACAGUGAAUUCAGAUGUAAUCUCAUGUAAUUUACUCAUGUGCUUUGUCUGCUCACUCAUUUGUGUCUAUGUUACUCAUGUAAAUUCAGUCUCACAAGAUAAUUUAUUUAGAUAUUUAUUUAUUUAUGCUAAAAGACAUUUUAUGAAUAGGCUAAAAAUGUGCUGCAGAACCUUGAGUUUGAGGUUUAGUUCAAGGAGUGUAAUGUGCAAUACAGAAAAAACACAUUAUUAUUAUUAUGAUUCUUAUUUUGUGACUAGAUUUGACAAGAGGUCAGUUCACAUCUUUAUGCGCCAGUGUUUGUUGUAACCCUCCGCCAAUGUACGUAUAUGACUUCAUCCAGUUCUUCUGAUGGAGGGGUUUUUGAGUGUAAGUAGCAUGUUUACAUAAAGAAACGGUGGAACAUCGUCAGCGUAAUCGUCAGUCUUGGGUUGUCUCGAGCACAAGGGGGGAAUUUGGUCCAUUUUACUGGUGGACGAGGCUGGUCAGUGCAGUGUGUCACAGUACCGGGACUCCUUUUUAGCAAUAAGUGUAAGGAUUUACAAUUUGAAGUAAUUACUAAUUUCACGUUACUUUGACAUUUUUAUGGCUUCAUUUGUGGUCUCACAGGGAAACUAAAGGAGUCUUGAUAUCAGUUGGGUUUCUUUCCAGUAAAUAGACUGGUCCCAUAUGUGUUAGCUUAGCAUGCUACACAGGAGGAAGUUAGCUUCCCCAUAGAUGCAGUCUUUUUUUUUUUUUUUUUUUUUUUUUUUUUUUGCUGCCAAUGCUUGAAACACCAAAAAAAAAAAAAGAUCCUUUAAGAACAUAAUAGUUAUUAAAAGGUAACUUAUGUGUGAAGCGAAGAAAGCAGGCCACUAUAAAUUAGCUGUGAAUGACUUCAUAGACCUUGUAAACAUGCUAAAUUAAGAGGCCCAAACUGAUGUUACCUUAAAAAAAUCCCCUCAAAAGUCAACUUAAAUGGGUUUUUAGUAAAGUAAAUUGAUUACUUUUUCAGACAGAUGUGUAAAAUAUCAUCUGUAGUCUUACCAGGUUGGAACAUUUUUACACAACUAAAUGUUGAACUCUGACCUCAACAUCAUUUUAAUUCUAACCCUAAAAAUGUCCAAACCUUCAACAUCAGUGCUUGCUAAUACUUUGAUGGUUUUAUCCUAAUAUUUAUUAACCGGAAGGGUUAGAAAAGUUCAAUUUUACAUCAGUUUGUAAAUGAUCUCCUGAUUUUUUUCAACCAUUGGCAGUUAUAGAGUUGAGGUAACGUAGGGUCGGUGUGGCUCAAAAGCGUAGUUGUCAUGUUUAGCUGCUGAAGUUAAACACUGGUAUAAAAAACGACCUCAUUUGUGUUUGUUUAAAUGUGUUCAUUUUCCACUGAUGAGCAGGUGUACUUUUUUGUUUCUUGAUGUAUUAAGUACAAACAGACCUUGACCUAAUUCUAACCUUAUAUAGUCUGAACUUUUACAUCUAUGACACAGUUCACCACAUAGUCCCCUACAAACGCUCACAUGUGGGUGAUCUGGACUUUGACUUGGAACGUCGACAUCAACAGGGACGAUGAAGUGGAUCUGAUCGUCCCUGCCCCAGGAGACCACGUGACCCAGAUGAGGCUCGGGGACACCCAAACCAGAACUGUCAACAAUGUCCGGACGAUGUUCCACGUUUCUAUGAACUUCUGUACUAACUGUCUGGCUUCGGCCUUUGCUGUUCUGUAACUACAGUAGAUGUGAUACCCCCUGACCCCACCCCCAUCCUGACCCCUGACCUUAUCCAACCUCCCCACCUUUUACCUUUUAUCCCCCCCCUCCCCUUCUUUCCAGCCUCCACCUGUGUGUGUGUGUCUGUGUUUGCCUUCCCCUUGUGUUCCUCGGCAGAUGCAUGAUAAACCCCCCUCGUAUGUGUGUUAGCAGCAUGGUCUACUGUGAUGGACGCCUAUAGGCAUAUGUUAUCAGGUCGACCCCCCCCCCCCAAAUACCUGAGGCUCUUUGUAAAAAUAAAACAAGCGAAUGGCACCAGAAGACACGACCUGCAGAAACGGUGUCCAUCGCUUGUUUAGUUCGGUAGCUGUGAAACAUGAGCCCUCCGUUGUGUCGAGACGACGUCCGCAACAAGCGCCAUCCCGCGACAUCUUUUUGUUCGUUGGUGUACGAUAUUUCUGUGUCUGUGUUCGUGUACCUCCUCUUCUUCUCCUCUCUUAUUUGGUGGAAGAAGAGGUCCCAUCGCUCCCUCCCAGGUCUUGCUCUCCGAUGUGUCUCUCUGUGAAGUUUUUCCUGUGAUGAUGAUGAAAAUUUCUCUCUCUGCCUGAACCUUUGUAGGGAUAUAAUGACUGAGUUAAUACAAUAUCAUGUGAUUAGACAUAUACAUUUAUUCAAUACUGUAAUAAAUUAUUAACUGAAGAUGAUAUUUAAGUUUUUUUAUGAAAUGUGGGGGAAAAAAUUCAAAAAACAUCACUUGUUUUUGAGAACAUGGCAUGAGGUGUAAUGUGAAAGAAAAUGAAGUUGACCUUAUUUCAAUAUAGUUUAUUUAUUUUCAAGA